Molecule: messenger RNA, 3757 nt
Organism: Vitrella brassicaformis
Lineage: Eukaryota; Vitrellaceae
Source: the annotation of a GenBank genome assembly
CCACAGUCUCGUGAGCGAAGCCGGCCGUUGCCAGUGGUUUUGCUGCGUCGAUGAGCGCCAGGUCAAAGGCGUCUCGUAUCGACCUCGGCAUCGUGCUCUCGGAGGACGGCCUUUUGUCCGAUGACGCUGAGACCUCCAAAGGGGCCCUCACGAGGCUUGCCAAACAUGUCCUGACGUCGUUCGAUGUUAGCGCAUCCGUCCGCGAUGAGAGGUUCAAGGCACUCCUCUUCGGGAACCCCCACGUCUCCGGUCAGUGCAAUGCCUUAGUAGUGCAGUGGGGCAUUGUGACACUGUGACUGUGUAUUUUGCUGAUGCAGAGGAGCGGGUUCUGCGCAAGCUGUAUGACGCAUUCGUCAGCGGCACGAUGCCCCUUGUCGAAGAUGCCACCACCAUCAUUUCCCUCGUCGAUGCCUACCUUGUCGGGGUGAAGGCCAAGGAUGGGCUGAUCGCGGCCUUGUUUCAAAAGGGCAUUGCCACGGCGACCGGCGUGAUAGACCUGCUGGCGGCGUUCAUCGACAAAUUUGACUUCGACGAUGACCUCCUUGUUGGCGCCGCUGGAGGAGAAGUGAAACGGCUGGAAGACAAGAGGGCCCAACUCGGCUGUUUCCGACAGAAGUCAUGGAUCAUGCUGGGAGGUAUCUCACACGCACGCAAACACACGCACGCCCCCAGGGCAAUGUAUGACUUCAUCAUGUGUGUGGCUUCACAGUUGCGGUGUGUGACGGGCAGACCGACUUCCAAACACCUGUGAAUGCGAAUCGUGUCCACAUCAGCCAGAAUCACCCUCGGCUGGUGGUCAAGGCGAUGCAGGAAGUCGCUCGCCGCAAGGACGAUGACCCCUUGUUCGAUUAUGCGCUGACAUUCGUCCAGCAUAUGUUUAUGUUACCCACCGUCAGUACGUUGGGGCCCCCAACCAUAUGGCUGGGCCAGCUGUUCAGCGCCACCGUCGAGGUCUGACAGCUGGCCCACAAAUGCAUCCGUCUCGUCUCACGAACCAAUCACCUGUGUCAUUGUAGGUGGUGGUGCAUUGCCCAGACCCGCAGCAGCCCGGCCUGCACGCCCGAUCGAUGGAAGUGCUCGAUUACAUAUUCGGGGCCGUCAGCACCAUUUCCCUAGGAGGUGGGGAGACGUGGCCAUCCCGCCAUCAACAAGGCCAUCCUUCCCUGUGUGUGGUCAGGUACGGACGCACAGCGCGCUGAGUGCCGCGAGGUACUGGAGAAGGACGUGUACCCCAACGUGCAGAAGCUGUCCAACGUGCUGGGUUCGAGUGCGGGCUUCGAGAGUGAGAAGUUUGCCGCCACCAUCUGUUUGGGACACAUCUUCAGCUACACAACCUCACUCAUGGCAUUUGACAUCAAAGUCAUGAAUGACGUGAAGGGUAUACCGAGACACCGAGCCGCAUCACUCUCUCGCUAAGCAUGUAUGUGUAUGUGUGGUGCAGAGCAAGAGCGUCUUGCCGCUACGAUUUGCUCGAUUCCAAAUGGACCAGUCCGGCUGAUGCACGUGCCUGGUGCACUGAAGAACCUGUGUAUGGUGCUGAGAAGGGGUUCCGCCGCGUACCCCAUAGUGAGGCCACCGUCCGCAGACACGCCCAGGCCGCUGCCAUUCCCCACACUCCAUUCCAUUGCACUGCCCAUAUCCAGGGUGUACCACUACAUCUCAUCCCUCGCUGGUAGCCCCCCCACCAAUGCCUCCAUCGGUCCAUUGGAUGUCUCUAUGCCAUGCAUGAUUUUGGUGUGUGUCUCUGUAGAAGCCGGCUAUCGCGAUGAGGUUGUCAAGGCGGGAUUCUUCGCCACUCUGUCGGCCCUCGUGGCCGACGAGCAGUUGUGGUACAGCCCAGCCGCCAUAUCCUUUGCCACGAGCAUAUUUGGCGCCACAGGGCCACAGAUAGAAGACAAACACGCCGAGGCGAGCGGAUGGGCGGGGCACGCUGGCCACAUUGCUUGUCUCACCUCCAUGUGUGCUCGUGUCAUGUGCUGCAUUGUGUCAGGCUGCCGUGCGUGAUGGGUUGGGUAUAGCGUUGUGUGACCUGGCGUACAGAAUAGCCUGUGGCCGGACUUCGGUGGGGUGUGACGCAACUCCCUAUCUCAUCAACAUACUCACAACCCUUGUCAGGUAAGCAUUCAAUGACGUCGAGCAUUACAACAUUGUCUUGUCUCAUCCGUCUGUGUGUGUGCCCUUCACUGUCCAGAUACGGGGAUCGUGUGGCGGCCCGGAAAGGCAAAAAGGGCAUCGCGAGGCAGAAUGCCGUCAUAACGGCCAUUUUGCAGGCCGAGUCCGUCAAGAAGUUGCGCCAGCAGGCCAGAGCGCCCGCCGGGAAAGGCAGAGGAACGGCACCGCCACAGCUCACACUUCCGCCCGAGGUGGGUGCGUGCAGAAUUUUCACGUCGUCCCUUUCACACACUCUCUGUGGUGAUGCGUGUCAGUUGUUGGCCUUCUUUGACGACAUCGAGAGACGAGCCAACAGAGUAGCCGACGAAGUAGCGGCCGAGCUGGAGGGUGAUGACGAAGGCGUCAAGGGCAAGACAAGGCCCCACAAGAAGGGCGGCAGACACAAGGGGCCCAACCCUCAGCUGAACGACACACCGGCCGCAGCAGCAGCAGCGUCAUCGGCAUGCGCAGACGAGGGAGACGAGGACGAUAAUGGAGACCCGGCAGACGAAGAGAGCAAAGAACCCGCCCCCACUCCGACCUCUGGCGAUGCCAAGCCUGCUCCCAGCCCGGCCCUGGAGACUCCAGAGCAUGAUAGCGCUUUCAUCGCCGUGGGCCGGCGGAAGCGGGGCAAGAGCAAGAUGCAGCAGAGGCAGGAGAGAAAUAUGGAUCGGCCUAGUGCGCCCGAUCCCCCACCCCACACUCGGACCAAGAGGUGGGUGGGAACUAAGGAGAUCGGAACAGAGAGAGCAUUUUGGAGCUUGCCUUGUCCCCCAGGUGGUCUAUUGUGUCGCGGGAGACGCCUCCCGGGAGAGAUGCGCUGAUUCCAUCAUCAUCUAGCUCUAGUGGUGCCUUUGCCUCUGUUCCCACGCCUUUCUCUUCAUCUGCGUCUGCAUUGCCCCCGCCCGUCCCUGAGGCCGUCAGUGAGGUGGAGGCCCUGCGGAUGGAGCUAGAGGCGAUUCGGCGCGAGAAGGAGGCACUAGAGAGGGAAAAGGACCAGACACUCAGGAGGUGCGUGAGGUAUAUGGGCAAUGGAUGGCGAAGGCUCGUUCACGCUGUAGAUAUGUGUCUUUCUGCGUGGAUGGAUGGACGGGCUGAUUGAUGGAUGUGUGCAGGCUGCAGGAGACGACUGACUGCGACAUAUGUAUGGCCGAGAAGAAGUCGGUAAGUGAAGUGCGAUGAAUGAUAGACCGACGAUUGACUCACUGUUCGGGUGGUGCUGGUGUGUAGGUCGUGCUCGUCCCAUGUGUACGUUCUUCGAGAGAGACGCCUCAAGAGACAAGUCGCCACCACCUCUCCUUAUGUAUGUAUGCGUGUGUGUGUGUUUUCAGCUACAUUUGUCGCUGUGCCCGUCGUGUGUGUCUCGGCUGGCGGCCCGUCCCCCAGCUCAACGGCUGUGCCCCCGCUGCCGCACUCCUAUUACUAGCACAAAACGCAUAUACGUCUGAGGCGGGCGAUUAGAGCCCUUGCACCGCCGGUACGCCAUUCCUAGUCGGUUGAAGACUCUGUAUGCAUUCAUGUGUAGGCACCCGUAAAAUGACCUUCACAGAUCGAUAGUUCUGGGGACGACGGGACCAUUGUGUGAGUACAUAUGUGAUGGAUGAAG